UUACGACUAGGUCUUUUGGCUUUUGCUUUUACGAUCGUGUAUCCCACGUCUUCAUGUAUUUUGGAGUGAUUAAAUCGUUAAUAAAUAUAUUUAAAGCAUUUCAAUCAAAGUGAAACGGAAUAUACCAAAAUGCAAGGACCAGCAGUGUUUAUGGAUAUAUCCCUUGAGGAUCAAGCUCUAGAGUUAAGGAAGUAUUUUAAGAACCUUGGUGCAGAAAUUUCUGAAGAAAAGUCUCCUAAAGGUAUAGAGGAUGAUCUACACAAAAUCACUGGUGUUUGUGAUAAUUGUUUUAAAGAGAACAAUGAGGCAGACAUUGAAGCAGUUCUUAACAGUAUUGUAUCUAUAAUGGUAUCUAUACCACUAGAACGCGGUGAGAAUCUUAUUGUGGCAUUUAGUCAGAGAUUAGGCAAAGCUCCAGAACCUAAACUUGGAUUGAUUUCAUUACAAGCUCUGUGGCGUUUGUAUAAUAAUUUGGAGCCCAACUCUCCACUCCGGUACAAUGUUUAUUACCAUGUAAUAGAACUUGCAGCACGAAUUGGUGCAGUGGGAGAUGUCUUUAAAGGUGUUGAACAACUCAAAAAGGAGUUUGCAUCUUGCCCACCAACCAGUGAGCAAAUGCAAAAAUUGUAUAGAUUAUUGCAUCAAGUCUUGAAAGAUAAUAACAGUGAACUGGCUUCAAAAGUUAUGAUUGAGUUGUUAGGCACUUACACAGAUGAGAACGCUUCGUAUGCAAGAGAAGAUGCCAUAAAAUGUAUAGUAACUGCUUUGGCAGACCCCAACACAUUCCUUUUGGAUCCCUUACUAGAGCUCAAACCAGUACGUUUUUUGGAAGGAGAAGUCAUUCAUGAUUUACUGUCCAUUUUUGUAUCAGAAAAACUGUCAAGCUACCAAAAGUUUUACGAAAAUCACAAGGAAUUUGUACAUUCCCAAGGCCUAAAUCAUGAGCAGAACAUCAAGAAGAUGAGAAUAUUAUCAUUCAUGCAGAUCGCAGAGUCGAACCCUGAACUCUCAUUUGAUGAAAUUACUUCAGAAUUACAAAUUGACGAGAAAGAUGUAGAAGGCUUUAUUAUUGAAGUUCUGAAAACUCGCUUAGUUCGCGCACGCGUGAAUCAAGCGCAACGUAUGGUCCGCGUGUCCAGCACGAUGCAUCGCACCUUUGGCCCCGCCCAGUGGCAACAUCUGCGGGACGUAUUGGUCGCGUGGCGUGCCAACGUGAACCAAGCUCACGAAUCUAUGAAAUCCGUUACCACUGCGCAGGUGGAGUACGCAGCACAGCAGCAGAAGGCUUAAAUUAUGGAUAUGUUACACGUUCAACUGUCUCUGGGUGGCGCUGGAUGCAAUAAUUCAGGAAAUUUUCUUAUGCGAAGGACUUCUUUGUAUGAUGUAAAAGUGAAUUUAUAUAUUAUAAACUGUUCUUCGAUUCAGAUAUAAACAUAUUUUGAAUUCAUAUUUCUAGAGAUAGUUUUUUGUCGUAACCAAAUAUACCGUUAAAAUGUUGGAAUUUCAUCUUGUCUUAAUUUUCAAAAAGUUGCCAUUGCGAUGUACUUUAAAAAUAGAUUUAAUGUUUUAAAUAUGCUCAUGUUCUUGUCACGGGGACCGCGAUGAUAAAUAUAAGUUCCACAUGUAAUUUGUAAUAGAUUGUCACAAUUUUGUAUGGAGACUUUUUCGAGGAAAUAUAAUAUGUAACGAGUCAA
Pieris brassicae (large cabbage white) is the source of this 1694-nucleotide messenger RNA. It is a transcript of the gene eIF3m, whose product is annotated as eukaryotic translation initiation factor 3 subunit M. The transcript has 7 exons. Gene Ontology annotation, biological process: cytoplasmic translational initiation. The coding region runs from base 130 to 1290 and encodes 386 amino acids. Lineage: Eukaryota; Metazoa; Arthropoda; Insecta; Lepidoptera; Pieridae. Gene Ontology annotation, molecular function: translation initiation factor activity. Gene Ontology annotation, cellular component: eukaryotic translation initiation factor 3 complex; cytoplasm. The record is from RefSeq and is a predicted model, not a curated record.